This is a messenger RNA of Lichtheimia ornata, 1107 nucleotides long. RefSeq lists its product as uncharacterized. The record is from RefSeq and is a predicted model, not a curated record. The transcript is spliced from 2 exons. Bases 1 to 1107 code for a protein of 368 amino acids. NCBI's taxonomy places the organism in Eukaryota, Fungi, Mucoromycota, Mucoromycetes, Mucorales, Lichtheimiaceae.
AUGUCUUUAAACAACAACAGCAGCAGUAGUAGUAGCAGCAGCAGCAAUUCGAAACCAUCAGCUGUCUCCAGUGUUGUGAACGAUCUCAUUCGAGCAGCCGUGGGUGGUGAUGCACGCAAUGUAGGCGAUGAGGACCUCGACAAGUACGUAGCCGACAUGAUCUUGAAGGAAGCCGAAGCCAAGAGCAAAAAGUACCAAAGCGUUGGUGUAAGUGCUUAUAUGCCAGACCAACCCAACAACUUGCCCAAACCCAACAAACGUUUCUUGCUCAACAUGGUACGAGCCACUGACAGCCAUAACCAAGCACUACGAGAGCAGCAGGAACGUGCAAAAGAAAAGGAACGAAGGGAGCGGUUACAGCAAAGGGAUGAUGAUGAUAACAAUCGACGAUCGCGUCAUGACAGUCGACGACGACAACGACAACGAUCACCUUAUGAUGACAAUGAAUAUCAAAGACGACGACGACGUAGUGUAUCACCUAGCCGUUCACCCAAUGCAUCAAAGCAUCACCGAUCAAGACGAUCCAUAUCACCAGAAACGCAUUCACAUAAACGACAUCCUCAUCAUGAUUCAUCAUCCUCGCAUGACACUAGUCGACAAGACCAACCCAAUACCAAAAUCAAGGAUCCUGCAUCAUCAUCAUCAUCAUCCAAACCAGCAGCAGCAGCAGCACCAGUGAUUGUACGAGGUCGUGGCCGAAGGACUGAAGGCACCAAGUCGAGCAUGGAUAAAUACUUUGCAAAAGAUUACAACCCUUUCAUGGAUAUCGAGCCUGAUCUCAACCAGAUGGUGUACACCGAGUAUCCAGAUGAUGACAGCACCGAUAAAUCAGCCAAAAAGAAGAAGAAGGAUAAGAAAAAGAAGAGCAGCAGUAGCAACAAAAAGAAAAAGAGCAGCAAGAAACGAAGACGAGAUACCACCACAGACGAGAGCGACGAUGGGAGCGAUUCAGAUGUGGAUCGGCGGAAAAAACGACAUCAUCGACAUCACCACAAGAAGAAAAAGAGCAAGGAUGAGGAUAGUAAUAGUGAUAGUGGUGAAGAUGUUUGGGUAGAGGAACCAAAACCAAUGAGAGCAUGGGAUGUUGGCAAGGAGGACCUGCAUUAA